Ogataea polymorpha is the source of this 869-nucleotide messenger RNA. RefSeq lists its product as uncharacterized. Lineage: Eukaryota; Fungi; Ascomycota; Pichiomycetes; Pichiales; Pichiaceae. The record is from RefSeq and is a predicted model, not a curated record. The transcript is spliced from 3 exons. Bases 33 to 869 code for a protein of 278 amino acids.
GUUUUAACUAAAAGUGUUGCAAUGAACGGACGAUGGACAAAAAAGAGCAAAAACUUGUACGCACAACAAGGAGAAAGAGGUCGGCCGGCUGUUUGUCUUUGACAUACCUCAAAUUGGCUCUUGAAGUCAUAAGAAGUUGGCCAGCUAUUUCUGCAAUCAUUAGAGUGAAAGAGCCGCCUCCUUUAGACUACUUGGAUGAUAUAUCGCAUCCUGUGGUUGAAGAGAAACAGGUACCAUUAAGAUCCACUGAUAGAACACUGUUAGAAAGUUUUCUCUUCAACUACUCUAUCAUUUUAGUUCUCUGUCAAAAAGAAUGGCUAUUAGAGCUUGGAUCACCUUUUGAUAUUUUCAACGAGUUUCGUCCAUUUCUGAAGACCCCUCUUUACCAGUGUCCCGUACCCUGGAUGAACAAUCCCAUGGUGGGUGUUGCACUGUGUGCAAUUGAAUUGGUUGCAAAAGCUAGUUGGCUUUGGCACUAUUACCUAUUUAAUCCACAGCAUGAGGCACUGGCUGUACAGGUUCAUAGUGCAGCCAAAUACUUUAUUGUGUCUUUGCUUCCACCAGAUGUCAAGUUUGUUCAACCGAAACAUGUGCGAAGAAAACUUGAGGAUAGCUCAAAAGACCUGGAAAAGUUGGCGUUCCAUUCCCAAACCUCUUCGAUAUGCACAUGGUUGUUUGCGGUCAUAGGUACGUCAAUGAUUCAUCAAAAAGAUCAAAAUUAUCUCAUGUGGAGAAUCGAGAAUUUUGCUUCUGCCCUACGAAUCUCCUGCUUUUGGCUGUGGAAAGGUACAUGGGGAACUAAAGGUAACCCUGGCCAGGGAUGGAACGUUUUAUUAAAGAAAAAUUGUUUUAAGAAAGUGAUGUUCUAG